Molecule: messenger RNA, 1333 nt
Organism: Lineus longissimus
Lineage: Eukaryota; Metazoa; Nemertea; Pilidiophora; Heteronemertea; Lineidae
Product: nuclear receptor subfamily 2 group F member 6-like
Exons: 7
Coding region: 173-1333 (386 amino acids)
Biological process (GO): anatomical structure development; regulation of transcription by RNA polymerase II; cell differentiation
Molecular function (GO): zinc ion binding; nuclear receptor activity; RNA polymerase II cis-regulatory region sequence-specific DNA binding
Source: RefSeq, a predicted model, not a curated record
GAGACGGGGAAAAGGAGGGAUUCGCCUCAGUGUCCUUGUCAAGCCGCGGGAAAGGCCCACGCCCCGAGAUCAUCUCACGCGGCCGCAUCUUCCGGGGAAAGACAAUAAGAUAUACCUCAAUGAUUGGUGGUGAUUUUACAUAUAUUUCUGCAAACUCAAAGAAAAAAUAAAAAUGGGUCGGACGUUACCGGUGCCAGUAGCCUGUAAGGUGUGCGGCGACAAAAGUUACGGGAAACACUACGGGGUCUAUUGCUGUGAUGGGUGUAGUUGCUUCUUCAAGAGGAGCAUCCGGAAGAAGAUGGUCUAUACGUGCAUAGCUGGGAAAGGCAACUGUGUGAUAGACAAGGCAAGAAGGAACUGGUGUCCCUAUUGCAGACUUCACAAAUGUUUUGGUGUGAAUAUGAAUAAAAAUGCCGUUCAAGAAGAACGAGGCCCGCGGAAAAACAAAGGCUCAAAGAUCUCGCCCUCUGGCUCGGCCAAGUCGUCACCAAAUGGCAGCCGGGUGUCCCUCAGCAUCCCGUACUGCCCCAUGCAGCGCAGAGACUCGCUCAGCCCCUUGUCCGCCAGCUCCCUCGUCCGACCGUCGAUAGCUGCUACGUUUCCUACCCUGGACCUCCUCCCUAGCGCGUUUACUCCAGUCGGGAGCCGGACACCGACCUUUGACUCGAGCAACGACAGUAGCGCUUUCACCAAAGUUAUGCCAAAAAAAGACUACCCAGUUUUAGAUCUUUCUACCCGUCCAAAUAUAUCACCAGAGACCUCGUUUAUCGAUGCAUCGUAUAUCAUCCAAGAAGUGACGGCUCAGAUUUUGUUUACCGCAAUCAAGAAGGCCAGGUCGAACCAGUUUUUCCUGCACCUCAGCUCGAGAGACAAACUGACCUUGCUGGAGGAGACAUGGAAUGAACUCUUCCUCUUGAACUCUGCUUACUGGCCCAUUGAUAUUGGUAUUCUUAUUCUCAGGUGGAGCAGUAAUGACGAACUUAAGGACGAGCGAGAAAACAUCCACAAACUUCAUAGUGUGAUCGUAGCCUGCCAGACUCUCAAUGCUGACUUCACCGAGCUCGCCUUCCUAGAGACCAUUGUCCUACUAAAACAGGAAACCAAGAAGUCUUUGUCUGAAUUCUCUAAAGUACAGAUCCUGCAAGACCAAGCCCAGCUGGCCUUGGCUCAUUACGUCAGUCAAGUUCACCCCCACAACCCAGCCAGGUUCGGCAAGAUGCUCCUCACACUGCCUUGUCUCAAGAAUAUACCCGCCAAGCUCGUCCAAGAUGUCUUUUUCAAGAAAACGAUAGGCCAGGCAACCAUGGACCAGAUUAUUCACGGGAUACAGUAG